This is a messenger RNA of Diospyros lotus (date-plum), 1729 nucleotides long. RefSeq lists its product as uncharacterized. Gene Ontology annotation, cellular component: NuA4 histone acetyltransferase complex; nucleus. Bases 227 to 559 code for a protein of 110 amino acids. NCBI's taxonomy places the organism in Eukaryota, Viridiplantae, Streptophyta, Magnoliopsida, Ericales, Ebenaceae. The transcript has 5 exons. Gene Ontology annotation, biological process: regulation of transcription by RNA polymerase II. The record is from RefSeq and is a predicted model, not a curated record.
CAGCUCAAUUCUAUUUCUACUGUCUGGCCCAUCGGAGUGGCCCAAUUGUAUAACGAAUUCUGUUUUGCUUCUCCCCCGGAUCAUACGCAUCUAACUUGAAACCCUAGCUCGUUCUCAAUUUCUAUCGAGUUCGGAAUUUCUAUUCACUUGUAUGUAUGUAGUAUCAAGGCAUUUUGAGAGCAAGAUUACGUAAGCGACAUAUAGUCGGAAGUACGUAGGAAGCCAAAUGGCCGGCGGUGGCGGAGGGCGAGGAGGAGGAGGAGGAGGUGGUGGAGGCAGAGAAGAGGAACAAGAUGGAAUGUCCGUUCAUUCUCCGUGCAAGGCUCAACCUUCAUCCGCUUCUUCUCUCCGCAAGGAGCAAUCACAGGUUGACCUGGAGCUUAAAUUGUUAGAGGCUCUCGCCAUUUAUCCUCCUGCCAAAUUACAAGGCAUACACCGUCACUUCAUCCUUUAUGGUCUAGCAGAAUAUCUGGGACGGAGCUUCGGUCGAAACUUUUCUGCCUCCGAUGUUCUACAGUUACUGGAUCGUUUCUACAACUUGGAAAUGCUGGGCUUUUAAGGAACCUAUGACAUGAAUGGCUGUGGACUAGAGACUGUCAGAACAUGUUAUCACAAAUUUAAGAAAGUCUCAUUUCAUGGACUUAUCACUGACUAAAUAUACAAGUGCUUGUGGCGAUUGUCACAGUGACUCGCUUUUUAAGGUAAUGAGCUAAUAAUAUAGAGAUCAGAAAGCAAAAGUAGGAAGGAACUUAUGAGAAGAUUCAUAUGGCUUUUUGAUAAAUGAUAAGACUUGGAUAAUAACUGAUUGGGCGGGUAUGGUCCUAUCAUUUGUAAUGUGUUUGUGAUGGCACAUAUUAUGUGCUUACCAAGAAAGGAAAUGAAAAAAAAAAAAAAACAAUUCCAAGCCUUAAUCCUACAUAGGUGGAGUUGACUCAUGAACUGUAGACCUCAAUGUGUAUAUCCAUGGUCCUAUCAUGUGUUUUGCCCAAGUUUUCUUUGAUCGUGCUCUUCAUCCUCUGUUACAAAUUUCCUCCAGUUCAUCCAUGCAGCUUACCGAAGUUUCUAUUAGUUCUCUUUUCACAUGUUUAGCCCAUCUUAAUUGUGAAUUUUUCAUCUUAUCAUCAAUUGAUGUUACUAUGACUUUAUUAUUUAAAAAUAUAUAUGACAUCAUUUUUUAUUUUAUAUUUUUCUUGUAUAGCUAUGUCGACCAUAACAUUCUAAUCUCAACUCCUAUUAUAUUUUACACAUGUUAGCACUUAAUUGUCUAACAUUCUAAAUUAUUCAACAAAGAUGGUUUUAUAGCCACCUGAUAAAACUUUUCUUUUAACCUUAAAGGAAUUUUAUGAUCAUAUAAAUUGUUAGAUGCACUUUUCUACUUUAACCAUUUUAUCUUGAUACCAUUAGUAAUAUCCUCCGUAAUCUCCCUAUUUUUAACAAUUCAUUCAAGAUAUUGGAAUUGUAAAAAUAGAAGUAUUUUGAAUAUAGAAUAUUCUUUGUAUAUCUUAGAAGCUAUGUAUAUUGUGUGUAUAUUCCUUUCCUUUUUCGUUAUUUUUUUUUUUGUAUUAUUAUUUUCUUCUAUAAAGAGAAAAGGGAAAUCAUCAUAUAAUCUUAAGAAAUAGAGAAAUAUAUUUUUUCUCAACCUUGUUUAGAUGGUAUCAGAGCAAGAAUUAGGGAUUGAAUCACAGCCGUUCACUGUGAAACCUUAAUUUCUUCUAUUCCUCUACUAUGC